Phytophthora nicotianae INRA-310 is the source of this 1493-nucleotide messenger RNA. Its product is annotated as dihydropteroate synthase. Lineage: Eukaryota; Oomycota; Peronosporomycetes; Peronosporales; Peronosporaceae. Gene Ontology annotation, biological process: tetrahydrofolate biosynthetic process. Gene Ontology annotation, molecular function: 2-amino-4-hydroxy-6-hydroxymethyldihydropteridine diphosphokinase activity; dihydropteroate synthase activity. The transcript has 7 exons. The record is from RefSeq and is a predicted model, not a curated record. Gene Ontology annotation, cellular component: mitochondrial envelope. Bases 56 to 1408 code for a protein of 450 amino acids.
AAACUUUUAUCAGAUCUGAUUCCACCAAAAGUCCGUGGCUCACAGUUCACCUACCAUGGCCCCAAUGGCGCGUGUGUACGCCGCGCUGGGCACGAAUCUAGGUGACAAAGUGGCGAAUCUAGAGAAUGCGUUGGCCAUGUUGACACAAACCGUAGGGCCAGUAGAAGCGACCUCCCGCCUCUACACUACAGCACCGCAAUACGUGGAAGAUCAGCCAGCCUUCCUCAACAUCGUGGCCAGACUGCGGACGGAGCUCAAGCCGAAAGAACUGCUUGGAGCCUUCAAGACCAUCGAACGGGAGAUCGGACGCACGCCAUCUCUUAGAUGGGGACCCAGACUCAUUGACGUCGACAUCUUGCUCUACGACGACCUGGACCUGAAGACGGACACGGAAGAAGGACCUUUGAUUGUCCCCCACGAGCGCAUCGCUGAAAGAGAUUUUGUACUCGCUCCACUAUGUGAUUUGGCUCCAGAUUUGGUGCAUCCAGUGUUGAAGCAGUCUAUGCAGAAACUGUAUGACACGUUGCAGACUGGUGAACAGCGUUAUGUGCCUCCGGUUCCAAUGCUACCUGUUGAUAAAAGUGCGCCGUGGUCUUUGGGUAGCAAGACGUUCGUCAUGGGGAUCGUGAAUGUCACUCCGGACAGUUUUAGUGACGGAGCGGAGCUGGCAACAGUGGCUGCUGCAGUGCAAAAGGCGUUGGAGAUGGAACGCGCUGGUGUGGAUAUUGUCGACAUUGGUGGGGAAUCUAGUCGUCCUGGAGCGGAAUCUGUGACUGAAGAGGAGGAAUUAAAGCGCGUAUUGCCGGUAAUUCGUGGCCUUCGCGAGAAAAGCAAGAUUGCUAUCUCCAUCGACACCACCAAGGCGGAAGUUGCACGCCAAGCGAUUGACGCAGGGGCGAAUAUUGUCAACGACAUUUCUGCGGGGCUGAAAGACCCGGAUAUGCUCGCUACGGUCGCUAAACUACGGGUACCGAUUGUGCUGAUGCACAUGCGAGGCACGCCGAAGACUAUGACCGGACUCAAGGAGUACGAAGAUGUAGUAACCGAAGUCAGCGAAGUUCUUAACGAACGUGUGGAGGCUGCAGAGGCUGCUGGGAUCUACCGCUGGAACAUCAUCCUAGACCCAGGAAUCGGAUUUGCGAAAGCUCGCGUUCUCAACCUGAAGCUGCUUCGGAAGCUCUCAACCGUGAAAGAGACCUGCCACGGAUUACCCCUACUGGUGGGGUCGUCCCGCAAGGGAUUUAUCGGCGAGAUCUGCACUCGCCCUGACCCGAAAGACCGUGCUUGGGGUACCGCUGCCACUUGCUGCGCUGCUAUCCAACAAAGAGCUGACAUUUUACGCGUUCACGACGCAGCUGAGAUGGUGGACGUUGCGAAAAUGUCGGAUGCUAUUUGGCGAGAAGGGUAGAAAUAUUUACGCCGCCUAUAGACUCACGAACUGGUGCCGUAUUUCCAGCAAUAAAGAGCAUGAUGAAGUGCUAAGCUUACCCCAC